CUUGGUUAUAUGACUGAGGUGGAGCUUAGGAAAAGCGGCAAAAACUUACGAUCUUGCACUCGGCACCGUGGUCUUCUUUGAGCAUCUGCACAUAUGGAUUCUCAGGAAGGCAGUUCUCACAGACGGACGGGAAGUCUGUGGAUUCCCAGCCGGAACGGUUGAGAUCAUGUUUGAUCUGGGGAGGCAUGGUGACGUGGUGGGGUGAGCUGGAUGACUCUCGGAGUUCAGUCGAGAAGAAGCCGAAGAAAGAUGAGCCUGACUAUCGAUAGACGGUGGCGGUGUGUGGCUGGUGUGGCACGUGAUCGGAUAACAGACGAGCCUCUUUCCAUGUGUUGCUGAGAAAUCAGGGCCAUUGCACUGGAGUGAUUGGUUCAAAGUCUCGGAAUAUACUCAAGAUCUUCCGAUAUUUCUGCCUAGACGAUCCAUAACCUUGUCUGGAUCUCCUCCCCCGUCUAUCUCCCCUAUCAGUCUCCCCGCAAGAUCAGGUCACCCACUGAUAUCGCCGGGGCCUUUUCCUUCCGACGCAGCCACCGCCCGGAAACUCGCAGACCCGCCAGGUAACUGGGUCCACGUGAUUGGCCAGUCUUCGGCCCAGUCGAGGGUGCACGCGCUCAGGGGCUCGUGAUUGGCCUGGCCUUUUUCCCAGUCCGCCAAAAAGUUGUCGCUCAAUUGCACCCUAUUUAUCCUUCUUGACCACCUUUCACUCCCUCUCCUUUCUUGCAACUCACCUCCUCUUCGCUUCUCCACAGCCUUCUUGGAUCAAUUCCAACUGCUGUUCACUGUUAUUAUUAUACGGGCCGUUGUUCCCUUUUUUUCCUCUCCCAAUUCCCUCAAUUAUUCCUCCGGGACCCCCCCCCUUUUAAUACCCACCUCCCUCCCAAUUCUUCAUAAUGGCUCCCACUGCUCUUGAACGCGAGGAUGUUGCGCGCGAUGCUGCCUUCAACCAGGCUAUGCACGGCAAGUCAGCCAAGCUCCGCGGCGGUUUGACUGCCCUGCGCGGCAAGGACAAUGCUGCUCAGAAGGCUGCCGUCGACGAGUACUUCAAGCACUGGGACAACAAGGGCCACGAGGGGGAGACUGCCGAAGACCGUGAGGCUCGUCGCAAGGAAUACGCCACCCUGACCCGUCACUACUACAACCUGGCUACCGACUUCUACGAGUACGGCUGGGGCUCCUCUUUCCACUUCUGCCGUUUUGCCUACGGUGAGCCCUUCAACCAGGCCAUCGCCCGCCACGAGCACUACCUCGCCAUGCAGACCGGUCUCACGGAGGGCAUGAAGGUUCUGGACGUUGGCUGUGGUGUUGGUGGCCCUGCUCGUGAGAUGGUCAAGUUCUCCGGUGCCCACGUCACUGGUCUCAACAACAACGACUACCAGAUUGACCGUGCUACCCACUACGCCGUCAAGCAGGGUCUGUCCGACAAAAUGGCCUUUGUCAAGGGUGACUUCAUGCAGAUGAAGUUCCCCGACAACACCUUCGAUGCCGUCUACGCCAUCGAGGCGACUGUCCACGCUCCCGAGUUGGUCGGUGUCUACAGCGAGAUCUUCCGUGUUCUCAAGCCCGGUGGCAAGUUCGGUGUCUACGAGUGGCUCAUGACUGACGAGUACAACAACGAUGACCCGGAGCACCGUCGUAUUCGUCUCGGUAUCGAGCAGGGUGACGGUAUCUCCAACAUGGUCACCAUCUCCGAGGGCCUGAAGGCUAUCCGUGACGCUGGCUUCGAGGUUCUCCACCACGAGGAUCUGGCUGCCCGCCCCGACGCUACCCCCUGGUACUACCCGCUGGCCGGUUCGUUCAAGCACAUGGGCUCCGUUUGGGACUUCUUCACCAUUGCCCGCAUGACCUGGUGGGGUCGUGGUCUUGCUCACCGCUUCGUCGGUGCUGGUGAGACCAUCGGUCUUUUCCCCAAGGGUUCCCAGAAGACCGCCGACAGCUUGGCUCUUGCUGCUGACUGCCUGGUCGAGGGUGCUCAGAAGAACCUGUUCACCCCCAUGUACCUCAUGGUCGGCAAGAAGCCCGAGUAAAUGGGGUAUUGAAAAAGUUGCAUUCCCCCGUUCGUUAUUUCAACUGCGAUUACCUUUUUGGCCGGUGAUACACAUCUAGCACCGCCUUCUUUUAUUUCUCCCCAUUCCAUGGGCACCGAUCACACCUCCUCCUCUUUCCCUCGUCCCGCAACUUCUUUGAAAUCGGAGUCUGUUCCUCAUUAUCCCACCAUGUUACCAUGUAUUUUCUCUUCUACUUGUCAUUAUUUCGAAUACCUGCUGUGCCGCCGAGGCGUGAACGCUUGAUUUGAUUUGUCUGUCGAUGAAGAUUCUCUGGCCGGCUCCUCGAUGGAUGGUGACGUUGAUGUUUCUUCUAUCUUCUUUUUCGAAUGUUUCUUUUCUACUGUCAUAGAUAUGUAAUAGUUAUUGAGGCAAGAGUAAUGAGCAAAGAACUGGCAUUGUUCUUUAUCUGCAAUAUACCUUCUUCCGUCACAUAAUGUGGCCUUUGCG
This is a messenger RNA of Penicillium brasilianum, 2492 nucleotides long. The record is from the annotation of a GenBank genome assembly. NCBI's taxonomy places the organism in Eukaryota, Fungi, Ascomycota, Eurotiomycetes, Eurotiales, Aspergillaceae.